AUGGAGUCUUCGGGCAUACCAGAUUGCAAUCAAGACACAGCCAUAGAAGCGUUCAAGAUAGUCACGGUGCAAGGCUCACAUUUUCGUUCUUCUCUGGUGAAGAAGGCCCCAACUAACAUGUCAGAGUUGAAUUCACGGGCACAAAACUACAUCAGACUUGAAGAAAAUAAAAUAACUAGGCAGCAGAGAGCGACACUGGUCACAGUAGAGAAUCGACCGAAGGAACAAUCGAGCACCUCGCCGGCCCAUUGGGAACCCCCGACUAUUGAGGGACGAGCCCCUAAAAAGAAAUCCCGAACAACUAAAAGGGUCACACCGCUCAAAGUAACACCGGCCCGACUGUACCAAGAGACCAAAGCAAGAAACAUCUUCCAGAUCCCACCACCAAUCAGACAGCCAAUGGAGCAAAGAGACCAGAAUAAACACUGUGCAUUCUAUAGUGACUUCGGCUACCUAACCAAUGAUUGUAGGAGCUUGAGAAAACAAGUGGAAGCGUUAAUGGCCAAGGGCGAGUUAACCGAAUACUUGAUUACCCCGGGACAGCAAAGGCAACAAGAUCGAGCCCUGGCAAUUCUAAAGGCCGCGGUAGAGAGCCAUCCUGUUCGGGUAAUUAACACAAUUCAUGGCCGUCCGAAAGAAGACGAACGAGUACUGAUUGACCCUAGCAGUAGUGCUAAUAUUAUGACAAAAUGGACGUUCGAUCAGUUAAAAGUGGCUGCAGACCAGAUUCGUCCCACUAAAAGUCCUUUGGUAGGAUUCGAUGGAAGAAGAGUGGAGCCCAUAAGAGUGAUCACGCUAUCAGUGACUGCUGCUAAAAUAUCUCUGAAAGAGAACUUCGUGAUUGCGGAUAUUCACCCAACCUACAAUUUGCUAAUGGGUUGA
Messenger RNA from Cornus florida, 882 nucleotides. RefSeq lists its product as uncharacterized. The coding region runs from base 1 to 882 and encodes 293 amino acids. The transcript is spliced from 2 exons. The record is from RefSeq and is a predicted model, not a curated record. Lineage: Eukaryota; Viridiplantae; Streptophyta; Magnoliopsida; Cornales; Cornaceae.